GUGGGUUUUGGUGGUGGUUGUUCUCAGAAGAGGAUGCUGGAAAGUAAGAGACUUGCUGAUGUCAUCUUUAAUUCACGAGCAGACACCCAGGAAAAAGAUGCUGGUGGGUCUAUAUAAGAUGCACCUAGACUCCUGCACAGCACAACUAGAAUCACGGCAAAGGUAAGAUUUGAAGUCUACCUGCCUUUCUUGCUUUGUCUUACUCAGUCUCUCUCGCUCUUUCUUUGACGAUGGCUGUCUCUCUUUCUCAUCAGUGCAGAGUUCUGUAGCUGCGGCCCAGCUGAACUAACUACUUGGAUUUUGAACCACGAUGUACCUACAGAACUGGAUGAGGUGCUCCCUGGCAUGGAUCUUUUUCUGCUGCUGCUGUCUCCCUCUCCUUCUCUUGGCCCUCCCCAUGCCUCCAAAAAGAGCAGGAGUUGCUCCUGCCAGUGACUCCUGCAGACUCAGAAAGAUCAACUUCCAGCAGGCCUACAUCAGGAAUCGCACCUACACGUUGGCCAAACUGGCUAGGCUCUCGGACCAAGACACAGACAACAGGCUAAUUGGACAGCAGCUGUACAUUAACGUCCAGGAGACUAAUCGCUGCUAUGUGAUGAAGAAGGUAGUGAAGAUCAUAGUGGAUGAAGUACUUCUCCCUGCACCUAAGAACUAUUAUCCACACAUCCAUGAGGUAGCCCAGUUCUUAGCAGCACUGACCACAGAACUAAGUGGCUGUAAAUUUUCAGGACACAGAGAACAUAUUGAAAGGAACCUGGAACAAAUGAGAGACAAAAUCAAACAGUUGGGACAGAGUGGAAAGAACAAAGCAAUCGGGGAGCUGGAUUUGCUCUUUGAUUACAUGGAAAAUGCAUGCACUGAAGCACCGAAGAGAACAGUUACUGCUAAGGGAGGAAACAAGAAGAAAAACUGAAAGAACCUCCAGGAAACCACUAUGGUGCAAAUCAUUUAUCUAUUCAGAAGACACACGCAUAGGAAUGUUAGUUAUAUAACUGUGCCAUAUACCACAGGCCAUAUUUUAAUAUGGGCAUGUUACAUAGGAUGUAUCUUGAAAAAGAAAGCUCCAUUAUGGCUCCCAUUCAACAAAGUAUAGUUAACUAAAAAGCAUAUUAAGUCCCUUUGAAGUAAAUGGAAUUUAAGCAGAUUCUUAUGUAUUUUGUUGAUUGGAGUCUAUGUGCACAAAGCACAAGUGGAUAUUUUGAAAGCUAUUCAGUGAUGCAUGCUUGCAUCUGUCCCAUUGUCUUUAACUUGAACAUUUUCCUAGGAAAUGUUGCUAUCUUUUUAUUACAUUGAUCCUUUUCUAGAAAACAAGUAUUUCUGGUGCUUUUAGCAAAAAAGUAUUGACAAUAUUUUAAUAUUUAAUGCUAAUUUAUUGAAUGGCAAUAAUUAUAGAGUGCAU
Messenger RNA from Pelodiscus sinensis (Chinese soft-shelled turtle), 1399 nucleotides. RefSeq names its product interleukin 22 (gene IL22). Lineage: Eukaryota; Metazoa; Chordata; Testudines; Trionychidae. The record is from RefSeq and is a predicted model, not a curated record. Gene Ontology annotation, cellular component: extracellular region.